CCGGAGCCCUUCGGUGGGGCAGAGCCGGGCCGGGCACCGCCGCCUGCAGCCGCACCGAGCCGAGCCGCGCCGACGGCAGCGGCCAUGUACGGUGUGUGCGGCUGCUGCGGCGCUCUGCGUCCUCGCUACAAAAGACUCGUCGACAACAUCUUCCCUGAGGACCCAGAGGAUGGGCUGGUGAAGACCAACAUGGAGAAGCUGACAUUUUACGCCCUGUCUGCCCCAGAGAAGCUGGAUCGCAUCGGCGCAUACCUCUCUGAGCGCCUGAUCCGGGACGUGAGCCGCCACCGCUAUGGAUACGUGUGUAUUGCCAUGGAAGCCCUGGACCAGCUCCUCAUGGCCUGCCACUGCCAGAGCAUCAACCUCUUUGUGGAAAGCUUCUUGAAGAUGGUGGCAAAGCUGCUGGAGUCGGAGAAGCCCAACCUGCAGAUCCUGGGGACCAACUCGUUUGUGAAGUUUGCCAACAUCGAGGAGGACACUCCAUCUUAUCACCGCAGCUACGACUUCUUUGUCUCCCGCUUCAGCGAGAUGUGCCACUCCAGCCACGAUGACCUUGACAUCCGGACCAAGAUCCGAAUGUCUGGUAUCAAAGGCCUGCAAGGAGUGGUGAGGAAAACAGUGAAUGAUGAACUCCAAGCCAACAUCUGGGACCCACAGCACAUGGAUAAAAUUGUGCCCUCGCUGCUCUUCAAUUUACAGCACGUGGAGGAGUCCGAAAGCCGCUCCCCCUCCCCGCUGCAAGCCACAGAGAAGGAGAAGGAGAGCCCCACAGAGCUGGCAGAGAGGUGCCUGCGGGAGCUGCUUGGUCGAGCGGCGUACGGCAACAUCAAGAACGCCAUCAAACCUGUCCUCAUCCACUUGGAUAACCACUCGCUCUGGGAGCCGAAGAUCUUUGCCACCUGCUGCUUCAGGAUCAUCAUGUACUCCAUCCAGCCACAGCACUCCCAUCUUGUGAUCCAACAGCUCCUGGGGCACUUGGAUGCCAACAGCAAGAGUGCGGCCACGGUGCGUGCAGGCAUUGUGGAGGUCCUCUCAGAGGCAGCAGUGAUUGCAGCCUCUGGAUCUGUUGGGCCCACGGUACUGGAGGUGUUUAACACCCUGCUGAGGCAGCUGCGACUCAGCAUUGACUAUGCACUGACCGGCAGCUACGACUGUGCCGCUGGUGUCGGCACCAAGAUCAUCAAGGAGCACGAGGAGAGGAUGUUCCAGGAGGCCGUCAUUAAAACCAUAGGGUCCUUUGCCAGCACACUGCCCACCUACCAGCAGUCUGAGGUGAUGGUCUUCAUCAUGAACAAGGUGCCACUGCCCUCCAUGCAGCACUCCAUCGAGGCUGGCAAAGCCGGGGAGAACCGGAAUCGACUGACACAGAUAAUGCUUCUAAAGUCCCUCCUUCAGGUCUCUGUGGGCUUCCAGUGCAGUAACAUGCUCACAGCGCUUCCCAGUGUCUUCCUGGACAGGCUGCUCUCUGCAGCCCUGAUGGAGGAUGCUGAGAUCCGCCUCUUUGUCCUUGAGAUCCUCAUCAGCUUCAUCGAUCGCCACGGGAACCGGCAGAAAUUCUCUCCCAUCAGCACCAUCAGUGACAUCUCGGUUCUGAAGCUGAAAGUGGACAAAUGUUCCCGCCAAGAUACUGUCUUCAUGAAGAAGCAUGGCCAGCAGCUCUACCGGCACAUCUACCUGAUCUGCAAGGAGGAGAGCAAUGUGCAGGCUCACUAUGAGGCUCUCUACAGCAUGCUCAUGCUCAUCAGCAUUGAGCUGGCUAAUGAGGAGGUUGUGGUGGACCUCAUCCGCCUGGUACUGGCUGUGCAGGAGAUUGCCCAGAUCAACGAGGAUAACUUGACAGAGUACAACCGCUGCGCACUCUUUGCCCUCUGUGCAGCUUACCUGAACCUCAUCAGCCAGCUCACCACUGUGCCCACCUUCUGCCAGAGCAUCCAUGAGGUCAUCCAGAUGCGACAGAAGGAAGCUCCCUACCUACUCCCCGAAGACGUUUUUGUGGAGAAACCCAAGUUGAGCAAGAGCCUUGACCGCUUAGGCCCAGAGGUCUUCUUCUGGCAGAGCAAGAUCAGUGAGGUGCUGGGAGGCAGCGGCUACAACUCGGACCGGCUCAGCACACCCUACAUCCCUCAGCUGACAGAUGAAGAUCGUUUGUCCAAGAGGAAGAGCAUUGGUGAGACCAUUUCCCUACAGGUCGAGGUGGAGUCAAGAAACAGUCCUGAGCGAGAGCAGCGAGCACCAGCAGAAGAGAUCACAUAUGAGACGCUGAAAAAGGCAAUAGUAGACAGUGUCGCCGUGGAGGAGCAGGAGCGGGAGCGGAGGCGGCAAGUGGUGGAGAAGUUUCAGAAAGCCCCAUUCGAGGAGAUUGCUGCCCACUGCGGUGCCAGGGCGACGCUGCUGCAGAGCAAACUCAACCAGAUCUUUGAGAUCACCAUCCGGCCACCUCCAAGCCCCUCUGGCACCAUCACAGCCGCUUACGGACAGCCCCAGAACCACUCUGUCCCGGUGUACGAGAUGAAGUUCCCGGACCUAUGCGUGUACUGAGGGCAGCCGUGCUGGUAGGGCAGAGCUCCCCAAGGACCCGAGGGGACAGCUCACACCCAAGAACCUCCAUCCUGGGGAGAGACUGCUGGCCCCGUGGGGUCGGGAUGGGUGGGGACACUCGCACUGAGGCCACCCCAAAAUUCUUUGGCACCACAAACCCGUCUCCAGUACUUUUAUUUCACGUCCCUCUGCCUCCUCCAUGCAUUGCGGCGGUUGGCGGUACGGGAGGCUCGGGGCACAGCCUGAGGUGGGUGUUUGCUGUGACUUCCCUCUCUGCCUUCCUCUUUCGGGAAGGUGAGAGGCGAUGCUCUGGUUCCAGGCAGAGCAUGUACAUCUUCCUGGCUGAAAACAAACCUAUUCCCUGGGGAAUCCCUCCUUGCAUUGUGUCGGCCAUGGCAAGAGCCCCUGGCAAGGGGCAAGGCUGAAGCUGGAGGGGAUAAAAAGCAGGAGGGGAAUUGGGGUGCAGUGUGGAGACCCUGGCACAGACCCAAAACCACAGCUUGCCCAAGCUGGUGCUUGAGGUGUGUUGCUAGAGGGGGAAUGAUCCCCAUGUACAGCUCCCUGGCCUGUGAAUUUGGAUCUUCCUUCAGCCUCUGAGUGCUUCACGGUGCCCCGAUGCCCUGGUUGGAGGAGGUGCCCAGUGCAGCACCAGGGUGGCAAACCCCCAUCCCACUGUGGGGGCACACAGCAGCCUGGCUGGUUCCAGGUUACUUGAAAACACAGUUUCUGUGGGAAAACUCACUUUUUUUGGGGAGGGAGAACCUCUAAGAGCUAUGCCUCUCGCCCAGGUUGCUGGUAGGAGUGUGAUGGGAUGCCUGGAGCGGUGACACAAGGCACAAGCAACCACCAUCCUGGAGAACAUUAACACAUUAACCCACUGUUUUCAUACUUUUGAGUUGGGUUGUUACAGUUUUGAUGUUCCUGUCCCAAAGAAAGAAUUAUUUAUGGGGUUUUUUUUUAGCAGAAUCACUUUGACAAAGUUCAAUCUUAAAACAGCUGAGCCAUAACUACAAAGAAACUCCAGUGAUGCAGGGAAUUAGCUGCUAUAGGGAGGGUUUUGCAGGGUUCACCCUGCAGACCCUGUAUCUGACUGGGUUUUCUUAUUGUACAGUAGGAUAAAACUGGAUUUGACUGGGGGAAGGAGAGGAGUUUUACUCGAGAAUUUUGCUUUAGACACACAUGGUAGAAAAUUCUGGAUCCUGCCAAACCCAAACUGCACGGUGAAGAUGGUAGGGAUGAGGAAGAAAGGUCAAGUGGGGAGAUUUAGUGGUUGGUGGAGGCAUUUGGUUGUUCAGAGCAGGUAUUUAGCUGUUGACAGGAGGUAUUUGGUCAUUGACAGAAGGUAUUUGGUCUUUGACAAGAGGUAUUUGGCUAUUGGCAAAGGGUAUUUGGCCAUUGAUAGUGAGUAUUUGGUCAUUGGCAGAGGGUAUUUUGUCAUCAAUGGGAUAUUUGGUCAUAGGCAGGGGGUAUUUGGUUGUUUGCAGCAGGUAAUUGGUCAUUUAUGAGAAUAUUUGAUCACAGAUGAGGGUUAUUUGGUUGUUCAUAGCAGGUGUUUGGUCAUAGGUGAGGGAUAUUUGAUCAGUGAUGGGGGAGUAUUUGGUCAUUGACAGAAUCUCUCUUGCUCCCAAACACCUUUCAGGUGUCGGUGCACUAAGGCUGUUUGCAAGGUGAGUUUGAGAGCAUUCAGUCGGACGGACACUGCCUGCAGCUUUCCCCCCGACACCCUCUCAGCAGCUUGAGGGGCACAGGGGUGUCUCCUGUGAGCUCGGGCAGCCCCUUUC
Messenger RNA from Colius striatus (speckled mousebird), 4319 nucleotides. It is a transcript of the gene EFR3B, whose product is annotated as EFR3 homolog B. Gene Ontology annotation, cellular component: plasma membrane. Gene Ontology annotation, biological process: protein localization to plasma membrane. The coding region runs from base 85 to 2538 and encodes 817 amino acids. The transcript has 23 exons. The record is from RefSeq and is a predicted model, not a curated record. NCBI's taxonomy places the organism in Eukaryota, Metazoa, Chordata, Aves, Coliiformes, Coliidae.